UGACUAGAACGGCCAUGGCUAGAAGGGAUCCAGCUUUUGUAAAAACAAAAAUUAAAAUGUCAGAUUUUAACUUUUCGAAUUAUCGUAACAGGAUAAUUAGGUUAAUGUUAUGAAAAUGGUUUAGAGUUAGAUUAAAUGCAACAACAACCAAAAAAUAUAUACUUUUUGACGUUAAUUUGAUCAAAAACUAGAUCCCUUUGACCGACUGGAACAUGUUGAAGGGACGUUUAGGUUCGAAGGAAUUGGCUCAGAGCUCCUGUCACUCUUCAGCAUCAUCUUGUUGUGAAAACGAAAUGACAUCAAAAAAACGAACUAAAGUAUAGCUAAAACAGAUCCAUUUUCAUUUCGCUAUUUUAUCAGCUUGAGAUAUUAUCUCAGUCGGAACGCAGAAUUUAAUACUAAGUGUAUAUCAAUACGUCAUUCUUCAGUUGUAUUCAAUGGAAAAACGGAAUGGCCACCACGGCGAGAAUGAACCGGAGACCGGGGAAAACGAAGAAACGGCGCCUGCUCCACCGAAACAGUCGUGUUCAAGGAGUGACGAGUCGAAUAUUUUUAUAUUAGACGGUAACAACACGGAGACGACCACGACCGGGGGUUGUGCCACUACCGACGAACGACGCACAUCCACAUCCAACUAUUCGUCGAGGCAAAAGAUUGACUCCCUGGGAAAAAUCAGGCCACCCUUCCCUUGGUUUGGGAUGGACAUCGGUGGCACCCUGGUGAAGCUGGUCUACUUUGAGCCCAAAGAUAUCACAGCCGAGGAGGAGCAGGAGGAGGUAGAGAACCUAAAGAGCAUCCGGCGCUACCUGACCUCCAACAUAGCCUACGGUAAGACUGGGAUCAGAGAUGUUCACCUGGAGAUGAAGGACCUGGCGAUAUGCGGACGCACAGGGAACCUCCACUUCAUCCGCUUCCCCACCCAGGAUCUGCCGGCCUUCCUACAGAUGGCACGCAACAAACACUUCUCCAGCCUCCACACCACCCUCUGUGCCACCGGAGGGGGUGCGUACAAGUUUGAGUUCGACUUCCGCCAGAUGGCUGACCUCCAGCUGCUGAAGCUAGAUGAGCUGGACUGUCUGAUACGUGGUGUACUCUACAUAGACUCAGUGGUGUCCAGUCCUUCAGAGUGUUACUACUACGAGAACCCUACAGACCCUGAACACUGUGUCCAGAAACCCUUCACUCUGGAGAACCCUUACCCUCUGCUGCUGGUCAACAUCGGCUCUGGCGUCAGCAUUCUGGCCGUCUACUCCAAGAACAACUACAAACGAGUAACCGGGACCAGUCUGGGUGGAGGGACAUUCUUGGGGCUGUGCUGUUUACUGACUGGCUGCUCCAGCUUUGAGGAGGCUCUGGAGAUGGCGUCGCAGGGGGAGAGCACGCACGUGGAUAAGCUAGUACGCGACAUCUACGGGGGGGACUACGAGCGCUUCGGCCUCCCCGGCUGGGCUGUGGCCUCCAGUUUUGGGAACAUGGUGUGUAAAGAGAAGCGGGAGUCCAUUUCUAAAGAGGACCUAGCCAGAGCCACCCUGGUCUCCAUCACCAACAACAUUGGCUCCAUCACCAGGAUGGUUGCGCUCAACGAGAACAUUGAGAGGGUGGUGUUCGUAGGGAACUUCCUGAGGGUGAACACCCUGUCCAUGAAGCUGCUGGCCUACGCCAUGGAUUACUGGUCUAAAGGCCAGCUGAAAGCCCUGUUCCUCAGACACGAGGGCUACUUCGGAUCAGUCGGGGCUUUGCUGGAACUCCUGGAUCCAUCCUGAUUGCUACGGUGGCCCUGAAGGUCAAACUAGCACUUAAGACCCAAGGACUGCUCUCACCCAAAGCCAGACUCACUCAGACUGUUAAACCAAAGACCGUCCAUCCAGCAGGACCUUUACACUUUUAUCCUCCACACUCUAUUGGUGUGGUGUGCUUGCCUGUACAAGUAGCCAGGUAGGUAGGCUGUAUAGUAGACAAGUAGGUAGGCUGUACAAGUAGGUAGGCUGUACAAGUAGCCAGGUAGGUAGGCUGUAUAGUAGACAAGUAGGUAGGCUGUACAAGUAGCCAGGUAGGUAGGCUGUACAAGUAGCCAGGUAGGUAGGCUGUAUAGUAGACAAGUAGGUAGGCUGUAUAGUAGACAAGUAGGUAUGCUGUAUAGUAGACAAGUAGGUAGCCUGUACAAGUAGCCAGGUAGGUAGGCUGUAUAGUAGACAAGUAGGUAGGCUGUACAAGUAGCCAGGUAGGUAGGCUGUACAAGUAGCCAGGUAGGUAGGCUGUAUAGUAGACAAGUAGGUAUGCUGUAUAGUAGACAAGUAGGUAGCCUGUACAAGUAGCCAGGUAGGUAGGCUGUAUAGUAGACAAGUAGGUAGGCUGUAUAGUAGACAAGUAGGUAGCCAGGUAGGUAUGCUGUAUAGUAGACAAGUAGGUAGCCUGUACAAGUAGCCAGGUAGGUAGGCUGUAUAGUAGACAAGUAGGUAGGCUGUACAAGUAGCCAGGUAGGUAGGCUGUAUAGUAGACAAGUAGCCAGGUAGGUAGGCUGUAUAGUAGACAAGUAGCCAGGUAGGUAGGCUGUAUAGUAGACAAGUAGCCAGGUAGGUAGGCUGUAUAGUAGACAAGUAGCCAGGUAGGUAGGCUAUACAAGUAGCCAGGUAGGUAGGCUGUAUAAGUAGACAAGUAGCCAGGUAGGUAGGCUGUAUAGUAGACAAGUAGCCAGGUAGGUAGGCUGUAUAGUAGACAAGUAGCCAGGUAGGUAGGCUGUAUAGUAGACAAGUAGCCAGGUAGGUAGGCUGUAUAGUAGACAAGUAGCCAGGUAGGUAGGCUGUAUAGUAGACAAGUAGCCAGGUAGGUAGGCUGUAUAGUAGACAAGUAGCCUGGUCCGUCUGCAUACGUUUGACAGGUCUAUGAAUCCCACCAGGAACGACCACCACUGUUGCCUUAACUGCUGGAUAAUCACAUGUCUGUUUGACAUGUUUAAUAUAAUUGCUUGAUUGCUCUGUCGCCAUCAGCAGCCGAUGGCUCAGCUCUAGAUGUUGACCUCCAUAGAAGGGUCCAUGGCUGGGGCCCAAUGGGCAUUCUACUGGCACUCACGUCAGGGUUCAUUCCAGCCAAUACAGGAAGUACAUUGACGUUCCGAUUCUCUUCAAUGCUUUUCAUUUAGGAAAAUGUGGAAUUUGGUUUACUUUCUGAAUUGACAGGAAUUGUAAUGGAAUUGAUCUCAACCCUGAUUUACUGUUACGUUAAAUUUAUUAUUUUUUACUAUUGUUUACUGUGACAUUUUUCAGCUCAGCUGCAAAGUAAUUGUUACAUAUUGAUGGAAGAGGUUUUGAUUGAUAUCUGAUAAUGGCAAAUGGAAUAUUUGUGGGUCUGUUUUGGACAUAAAUGUUAAGUUUUUCACCUAAAUGAACUGUUACCAACGAAUCUGACUCUUAUUCAACUUUAGAUGAUAGUUAAACAUUUAGUCUUUAUUCUGCCUUGAGACAAUCUCUCCUCUCUCUCUCCCUCUGUCUUGCUCUCUGUCUCUCUCUCUCUCCGUCUGUCUGACUCGCUCUGUCUCUCUCUGUCCCUCUGUCUGUCUGUCUCUCGCUGUCUCUCUCUCCCUCUGUCUCUCUCCCUCUGUCUCUCUCUCUGUCUGUCUGUCUCUCUCUCUCCGUCUUGCUCUCUCUCUGUCUCUCGCUCUCUGUCUCUCUCGCUGUUUCGCUCUGUCUUGCUCUCUGUCUGUCUCUUCUCCCCCCCCAUACUAGGUUCAACUGUUGUCAUUAUUAGGCCUACUUGAACUACUUUUUAUUCAGAUCACUAUGCCAACAGGUACUCUUCCUGGAGUCCUUACACAUAACUAAAAAUACAUUACAGUUUAAAUAAGACACGGUAGUAGACAACACUUUCAGGGAUCUGGAUCUGCUGUAUUUGUGCAGUAUAGGGGUUUUAAAGGGGAGUCCUGGGUCGGACUCCCCUUUGCCUCCAGAACACACUGAAUUCUUCGAGGCAUGGAAACGUUGCUUAAUUGGUAUCAAGGGACCCUAACGUGUGGCAGGAAAACAUUAUCCACACCAUUACACCACCGCCACCAGCCUGUAAUCAUAUACAUGCUUUAGUCCUAUCCCAAAGGCAAGUAACGUACACAAGUUGGUUGUGUUCAGUCUCAUCAAAUCAGCUGUAUAUAUAUACUAGUGCUUCACGUUCAGCUAAAUAAAUUCUGUUAAGUGCCUGGUAUGUUGUAGUCUAGGAAAGGUAGAAAUACAGACAAUCGUAUGAAGACAUGCUUUUUUGAAAUCAGACCUGUCUUUGACUCCAUACACCAAGUUCUCUCUCUGUUGGUGAUGUACAAUAUACUUUUUAUUUUUUUAUUAUUACUAAAUAUUUGUAAUAAAUGUUGUGUCAUAUAAAUUAUUUGAAUAUCAUUUUCUGAGGUGAUGCUUAUUUAUUUGAUAAUAGCAAAUUCUGCAAUGGAAAUCUACAAGAUAUGUGUUUUUCGAUAUGCAAGAUUUCGAUAUAAAAUAAGAGGAAUAAAAAUGUAUUUAAAAAAAAUAA
This is a messenger RNA of Oncorhynchus masou masou (cherry salmon), 4509 nucleotides long. RefSeq names its product pantothenate kinase 2, mitochondrial-like. The coding region runs from base 438 to 1763 and encodes 441 amino acids. Lineage: Eukaryota; Metazoa; Chordata; Actinopteri; Salmoniformes; Salmonidae. Gene Ontology annotation, biological process: coenzyme A biosynthetic process. The record is from RefSeq and is a predicted model, not a curated record. The transcript has 8 exons. Gene Ontology annotation, cellular component: cytosol; nucleus. Gene Ontology annotation, molecular function: ATP binding; pantothenate kinase activity.